UAACGUAAGACCGCAGCUUCCGAUGACGCUUUGCAAACGAAAAGGCUAAUACAAUUAGGGCGGGAGCACAGGUACCAAAAGUGAUGACGCACGAACGCAGGUUCCUAUGACGUUAUCAUAAGCGGAGGUACAGAACACGAAAAUUGAUGACAUUGGAGCGCAGAUUCCGGUAACGCCUACAGAGGGGAGGUCCGGGGCCGUUGGCGGUUGGGCAGCGUGAUGGCGGCGGCCCCGGGCCCGGGAGGGGACGACGGCGAUGGCGAAGCCGAUGUGUUCGAGUCGAGGACCCAUUGCCUGGAGCUGUCGCGCCGCCAGAACGAGCAGAGGAAGCGCGGCUUGUUCUGUGACCUAACCCUGUCGGUGGGAGGCCGCGAGUUCCGCGCGCACCGCUCGGUACUGGCCGCCGCCACCGAGUACUUCGAGCCGCUGCUGGGCGGCAACUUCGAGGAGUCCCGCUCCGAGCGUGUGGAGAUGCGCAAGUGGAGCACGGAGCCCGGGCCUGACCCCGACACCGUUGAAGGCGUCCUCCAGUUUAUGUACACGGGCUCCAUCCGCGUGUGCACCGGGACCGUCCAUGAGGUCUUGGAGCUGGCCGACAGGUUCCUCUUGCUGCAGCUGAAGGAAUUCUGUGGGGAGUUUCUAAAGAAAAAGCUGAAUCUCACCAACUGUGUGGCAGUUCACAGUUUGGCCCACAUGUACUCCCUGGACCAGCUGGCUUUGAAGGCCGCAGACAUGAUCCGCAGGGACUUCUCCAAGGUGGUGCAGGAUGAUGAGUUCUACACACUGCCUUUUCACCUGGUCAGGGACUGGCUGUCAGACUCUGAAAUCACAGUGGAUUCUGAGGAAGUUCUUUUUGAGGCUGUGGUGAAGUGGGUGCAACGGAACCCAGAGGAGAGGGAAAAGCACUUUGAGGAGCUAUUUCAGCUAUUGCGUUUGCCUCAGAUGAAGCCCACAUAUCUAACCCGAAUCAUCAAAUCUGAGCGGCUUGUGGCUGAUAAUGCCAGCUGCCUCAGACUUGUUUCAGAAGCAGUUGAAGGUCAUGCAUUGAGGUCGGAAAAUCUUCAGCCUGCCAACCUGGAGAACUGGGCAUCCCAGGUUGUGUCAUUCCAGCCUCGUUUCGGACAGAACAUGGACAUCAUCAUGGUAGUGGGUGGUGUGUCGGAGGGUGGAGAUUAUCUGAGUGAAUGUGUAGGCUAUUUCAUUGAUGAAGAUCGAUGGGUGAAUCUUCCACACAUUCACAACCACCUGGACGGCCAUGCUAUGGCCAUCACAGAUUCUCACGUGUAUGUGGCCGGCUCCAUGGAACCCGGAUUUGCAAAGACAGUGGAGAGAUACAGUCCAAACAGAAACAGCUGGGAGCAGGUUAACAACCUGAUCACAAGAAAGCAUUCCUUUGGGCUGUCAGCAGUUAAGCAGAAUUUGUACAGUAUUGGGGGACAUGGGAACUUUAGCCCAGGGUUCAAAGAUGUUGACGUAUAUGAACCUGAUCAGGAUAGAUGGCACCACUUGGAAUCAGCUCCCAAAAUAUUACGUGAUGUUAAAGCUAUCAGUGUGGAAGAUCGUUUUGUGUACAUCACUGCUCGCACCCCUGUGGACACCGAUAAUGAAGAUGGAUUGGAGACUAUAAAUGCAAAGUAUGAUACUGACACAAGGCAGUGGCAAGACGUAGAAUCUCUGCCACUGCUUGAUAACUACUGUGCCUUCCAGAUGGCUAUUGCAACAACAAAUUUUUACCACACAGCUUCAUGCUGCCCCAAAUGUUACCCUGUAACAGAUAGUGAAGCAAAACAGAAAAUCUCUAACAUGACAGCAGAUGAAAUCUUGGAGAGCUUGCCCCCCGAAGUGUUGAGUAUUGAGGGAGCGGCGAUUUGCUACUUCCGUGAUGAUGUAUUCAUAAUUGGUGGCUGGAAGAACAGUGAUGACAUGGACAAACAGUAUCGGAAGGAGGCAUACCGUUAUUGCUCAGAGAGGAAACGCUGGAUGCUGCUGCCUCCCAUGCCCCAACCACGAUGCCGGGCAACUGCUUGCCAUGUGAGGAUACCUUACAGGUACCUGCAUGGAGUUCAGAGAUACCCAAUGCCACAGAACCUAGCCAGACAGCGAGAGCGGUUGCAGCAGAUGCAGCAGUUACAUCGACGUUCGCUAAGCCUCAGGCGGCAGCUGCAACCUCAAGUCGAAUGUUAACCAGAAGCACUUCUGGAGGUGAGGGUUGGCUGAGGAACCCUCUCAAUCCUCCCCCCAAUGAACAUUCCAAGUCCGACUCCACAACUAAAUAUAAUUUGGAGGACAGUGCUUAUUAGAAAUCCUGACCCUCCAAAUAUUAAUCUGUUAUAACAGUUGAAAGUGGAGCCAGUUUACUAGGGCAGAUCAUAAUCUUCACACUCCACUGAUCAAUAAUGGAAAUAAGCUUUGGCGUCACACCCAAAUGGGUAGAAUCAGUCAUCAAAUGAGACUUGAGCUUGUUACAUUUUUCUUUUGCAUUAUCUCACUUUCUCCAUCCACCUAUCUUUGGGUGAUACUGUGCAACAAGAGAAAUGUCCUAAGAGCUAUGGAGUUAAACCAUUGCAGGCUGAUGCACUGCAUCCAAGUUCCUGGAUUUCUCUUUCAGAGGUGUUGCCUUUUUUACAUCACACUCAGUCCCCAGCCAAGUAGUGGAUUGAGUACCAUGUAUUUCAAAAUAAUGUCUUGCCUUGUUGUAUAUGUAACCUUGCUUUGUUUUUUUUUUACUUUCUCCUUCAACCCUUGUUGGGACCAAAUUUUACUACUUAUUCCUUUAACCUGACAUUUACUUAAGUGUGCAAAAAUAAUCAAACGUCUUUGUUAGGGAAUGGGAGGGAAGUUGAUCUGUUGAGAGAUAUUAGUUUCCAGGUGCCACUUGAUCAUGUGGACAUCCCCAUUACUAUUAAUUCCUCUGUGGUUGCAACAGCUUAUAUCUGUUUUGGCCAAAAACUAUAAUUAUGGAGGACUAGGCGGCCAGUCUAGUGCAUGAUGUCUGGGAGCACAGAGCACCAAUCCAUGGAGGAAUCUAAAACUUGCGUGGGGAACAGUAAGAGAAAAGUUGUUGGAUCUAAACUUAAUUCAGAUAGCAGAACUGACAAUUUGCCCUGAGUUUUCCAAUCAUGACCUAUUAAACAGAAUGCUCAAUAAUUGGAAAACUUAAGCUAGGUACCAACCAGCAUAGAAUUCCCUCAGCACUUUGGUUGUUGCAGAAAGCACUUUAAACUGAUGUUUGUUAAUUUGAUGCACAUAGUGAGCACCAUGCUUUCAUACUAUAUUACCAUCAAACCUCCUUGAGGUAAUUUCCAUUUUAAACAACCAUUUAAAAGUACUUACCAUUAUGUCAAGCUGUACUUUUUAUUUUUGUGUGACAGAUCAGUCAGUACUGAUUCACUGUUCCAGGAAUCUGCUACCUAGCUUUCUGGGGUUUGAUUACACCUCAUUUUUGGUUUACACAUUGGGCUGUACAGGGAUAAGCUUGGCUUUCUAUUAAAGGGCCCAGCGGAAUUACAAUCAAAUAGUUUUUGCUUGGACAGGGUACCUAAGUGAUUGCCCAUGAAUGAUUAUUUAUGGACCCUUGUGUCUUUUCUGUUUCUCAUUACUUCCUUAAGUGCAUCAUAGUUUUGAGUUAUGGUCAGAUCUGUUUAUGUAUAUAUGCAUAUACUGUUUUGGAUUCGGUAGUAUUCGUGUGUAACAUUUCAUUCAGCUCUUGUACCCUUUUCUAACUGAUCAAAACUGUGCAGACAUCUGAACUCAUGAGCUGUUGGAGAUGAAACCUUAUUCUCCAUACUUUUCCUUGCUCUGUAUGAUGGACAAGGAGAAAUGUCUGUCCGACCAACUGAUGUGCCGCCUUUUUAAGUACCUUGCUCUGGACAGUUAUUGUAGUUAAUCAUCCAGAAGCAAUUGAAAUACAAGGAUUUUAAAUAGUUCCUUAUCAUAUAAUUUAGUUUCUAAGGCAUAAUGAGAACCAGUGUAUGGAGUAUAGCUUUUAGUUGCAGUCUCUAACUUUGUGCAGUCACCUUGUGUUUUGUGUAUGUGUGUACGUGUGCUGUAUAUCAAUGUACUGAUUUGCACAACCAUUGGGUUCUGAGAUGUUUUCCUGUAUAGUUUAUGUUUUCAAAUCUUUUUGUGAAACUAUCCUCAAAGGAAGGAAAGUCUUAAAUUUAAACUAGCCAGCAUAAUUUCUGUAUCAGAAGUCAGUUUAUUUUAAAUGUAAAUGGUUCAAGUGAAUUAAUUCGUAUUUUGUAAACGUAUUUAUAUGGUGACUUGGCAAAGAAGUGUUAACGUGCCUUUGUUUUGUGGACAUGGGCCAUUCUUUCAUCAGUCUGGCGGAUGUUUCAGGGGAGUAUGUCCUGCUGGUGGCACAUUCCUUGCUCAUUUCCCUAUUUUCCUCAGUGAAUCUGUUACAAACUCAUUGCAAUAUGUGAUUGGUGAUGACCUAAUGUUUGUUCAUAGCAACUGGUUUUCAAAACUGAAGGUUUCUUGUGCUGCACCACUCUUCCUUUUUGGUGAGAGCCUUGGGCCUUUUGUAGCAGUGUAUCACUGAAAGCAAAACAAAAUCAGAAUUUACUGGAAAAACUCAGCAGGUCUGACAGCAACUGCCAAGGCAAAGCAGAGUUAAUGUUUCGAGUCUAGUGACCCUUAUUCAGAACAAGUGUUCUAAAGAAGAAUCACUGGACUUGAGAUGUUAACUCUGCUUUCUGUCCACAGGUGUUGCCAGACUUGCCGAGUUUUUCCAGCAAUUUCUGAUUUUGUUUCUCAUUUCCAGAAACUGCAAUUCUUUUUAGUUUUUUGUUUGAACACUAAAAGUGGGCUGACACGAAGCAACCAGGUUUCAAGCUGCUAGUAUUUCAAUGUUCCAAUUAUAAAUUGAAUAAGGACCAUCCGUAUUCACCAGCAGUCACAAUCCGAGACAUGAUCAGCCCAUGUGCCUGUUUUAGGGUAGGACUAGACUUUAGCAUUGUGAUAUAUUUGGUUUGUCUGAUACUGGAAAUCUGAACUAGCCACUUUCACUGCUAGUGGCUUGCCUGCAUCCACAGAAUGCUCGCCACAUUUAUGGAUCAGUUUGAAAGGACAGGUUCUGUAAUUACACUGCUCAGCCGAUAAGCAAUUGCUCAGAAAAUAUUAAAAAAAUUCAUGUGCCAUACCUUAUACUUAACUGAAAACCUUGAUCUCUUUGGCAGUUUUAUGCAGUUUUAAUUUGAGAGAUCCUGAACUUGGAUCUCUGCCUUCUUGCAGUAACACGUUUGUAUCAUCAGAGAGGCAUAUAAAGCCAUCCAGAGAUAAUGGUUGAGGGCGUGUAAUUCAGAUAGUUUCACUCACUGAAAUGUGGCCUGUUGGAUGGUAAAUUUUUGCCCUUAGAAAUACAAGAGCAUUGUUCACACAACUGAUUAAAGUCAAAUGUUCUGACUCUGUCAACCGGACUUGUGCUGUGCAAAGGUAAGGUUGUGAGGCAAAGGAGAAAGACACCAACUGCAUUUGCCCAACCUCAGUAAUCAUUGUUUUAUGUGGUAUGAGGCUGUGGUAUCAUUGUUUUACUGAAAUUCUCUGUGCUAAUAAGAUGUUUUAUUUUUAGAUUCAAUACAGGCAGUGUCACGAGCAACGGUAAGUGAUACAUCAGCAUGGUUUAACAGGAGAGGUGUUUUGCCUGAUUAAGCAUGGGGCACUAAACACAAUGGACAUGUUGUGAUGUACCUCACUUUAUUAUCCCAAAUGAAGUUCAAGCUGUAGUAAGAAUAUGUUUCCCUCAGGUGUGACCUUUAGCAUGAAACUUCGCUUCUUGCAAACAGUCCAGUGUGGUGGCCUUUGUCAUUUAUUACAAUCACAUUGUAUUGUGACAUGGAUUUGAAAAAAAUCUUGAUUUUUAAUGUCUUUCACAUCUCAGAAAUGCCUCAAAGCAUUUCAUGUUCAAAUUUGGAAAGAAUUUUAAUUGUUUUGUUGAAAAGGUGCUGUCAUGGAGUGUACUGCAAGAUCCCAACAACAAGCAUCAAUUGAAAGGCCAGCUCAUUGGUGAUCAAAACCAUGCUGCCCUUGAUUUUAAUGCCCUUUGGCGUUGGAAACCUUGGGUAUCACCGUAUUAGGAGUGAGCAUCACAUAAAUUGUUAGCUGUCCUGAUUUGAUGCAACUCUAGAUACUGCUCCAGAUGCUCCUCCAAUGUCUUUGAUGGUUAACAUCAAUAAAGUAUGGUAACGGUCAGCUAAUGGCCCCAAAUUGUGAAAACUCUUGGUAUUUGGUAUUUUAUACAUUCCUAUGAUCUUGUGUGCAAGUUAACCCAGCAGGGGUAGAUCCACUCUUCUUACAUGCAAAAUAAUGAGAUAGACUGAACCUGGCCUGAGCUAGUGAGAAUAUUAGAAUGACCCUUUUUAAAUUCCUAAAUAAUUUACCUCUGUUAAUAUGCAUAUUACUAUUGAAUCUUUGGAUAUUUUAACAAUGACGUUUUCUCUACAUUCACUCUUAAUUUGGUGCUCUAUGGGCUGCCUCUCUGGACAGUUUUUGUUUAAUGUGCUUUUAAAUUUAUCAAUAAGCAACAAAACACUUAAUAUGGAUAUGCAUGCUGCUAGUAUUUCCCAUUUUGCUGUUCUGAAGUGCACAAUUACCAGAGCCAGUACUUGGUAUGUAUGUUGGGAGAGGGGACAGUGUGAUGGCUACCAGUUAUGUUUGGCUGACUGCAAUUUCCAGCAGAAACCAAUUUCUUUCAUUAGUUUAUUGAUUUUCUUUUUCCUUUGCAGAUCUGUACUUUCUUAAAAAUGGUUUUUGUUACUCAACCCUUUCUUGCUUAUUUAACCCCCAUCAUUUGUCAAAAACGUGUUCGAGAAUGAGCCAAGAUGCACAUAAUUUCAAGCAGAUAUCACUACCUAUGUUUGUGUGUGUGUUUAUGAAUGAGCAAGCUGUCUAGGACUUUUUUUCUCCCUCUCCCUAAGGAUAAGGAGUGUUUUGUAGUGAGAGAAGACUGAGGUAAGGAAAGAGUCUGAAUUCUGACGCAUGUUGUAGUUUGAAUGAAGAGCAAUGUGCUAUCUAGUAUUCAGGCAUAAGUCCAUUCCACUUUACCUUCAGCAUUGUUCCUGUUGCCUUUUUUUAAAAAAAAAGUUUUGCCUAAAUAAAGAGGAUUUGUUUUCCCCCAACACUUUGAUUGCACUUGUGCAGCUAGCUGGGCAUAGUGUGAUUUUGACUUGCAUUGAACAGGAGAUGGUGAACAAGUAUCUUUCAGAUAGCAGAGUAUGCAUUUGCCUGCCUGACAUCAGUUGGAAUACUAACCAGCAAGGUUGUCAGGACUUAAUUUGGUGUAAUGUGUGUAUGCAUGUGUAGCAAUGUGAUACUCACCCACUCUUGUUUUUCUAAAAUAUAAUACAGUAGCUUGUUAAUAAAAGAAGAGUUUAAGUUUAC
This is a messenger RNA of Stegostoma tigrinum, 7380 nucleotides long. RefSeq names its product kelch-like family member 11 (gene klhl11). Lineage: Eukaryota; Metazoa; Chordata; Chondrichthyes; Orectolobiformes; Stegostomatidae. The transcript is spliced from 2 exons. The coding region runs from base 220 to 2184 and encodes 654 amino acids. Gene Ontology annotation, molecular function: protein binding. The record is from RefSeq and is a predicted model, not a curated record.